Messenger RNA from Colletotrichum spaethianum, 1107 nucleotides. Its product is annotated as trans-L-3-hydroxyproline dehydratase. Gene Ontology annotation, molecular function: oxidoreductase activity, acting on NAD(P)H. The transcript has a single exon. The record is from RefSeq and is a predicted model, not a curated record. NCBI's taxonomy places the organism in Eukaryota, Fungi, Ascomycota, Sordariomycetes, Glomerellales, Glomerellaceae. Bases 1 to 1107 code for a protein of 368 amino acids.
AUGACGGAGACGGCGUCAUUGCCAACCACCCAGAAAGCUCUCAAAGUCCACGGGCCGGGUGAUUUGCGCCUUCAACACGACUGCCUCGUGCCGAUCUUGCAAGACGACGAGAUCCUCGUGCGGGUGAGAUGCGUAGCCAUCAACCCGGUCGACGCAAAGGUGCUCGACAUGGGCCCUAUCGUCGGCGCCACCCUGGGAUGCGAGUUCUCGGGCGAUGUGGCACGGGUGGGCUCGUUGGUCGAGAACAAGCGGGUGGUGGUGGGAGCCGCCGUGUUUGGCUGCGUGUACGGCAACCACCCGGGGCAGCCGGAUAACGGCGCCUUCGCCGAGUUCGUUGCGGUGGCCGGGGACCUCGUCUACCUGCUGCCCCGCCACAUGACUUAUCAGGAGGGUGCCACCCUGGGAGUAUCCUUACCGACCGUGGGCAUGUCGACUUACUACCCUUGGAAGUUCCCGCCGCCGCCGCUGCCGCUGUCGUCUUCGACUCCGGACACUGACGCUGACGCUGAUGCCCAGUACGUGCUCGUGUACGGCGGCAGCACGGCAAUGGGUGCCGCGGCGCUGCAGCUGCUCCGCAUGUCGGGGCUGCUUCCGGUGUGCACCUGUUCCCCGCACAACUUCGCCAUGGUGAAGGCUCUGGGUGCCGUCGAGGCGUUCGACUAUCACGAGCCCACCUGCGGAGAUAGCAUCCGCGAGUACACGGCUGGCACGCUUGCCUACGCGCUCGACUGCAUCACCGACUUGGCGUCAAUGAGGAUCUGCUACACGGCCUUGGGGGGCGGCGGCGGCCGAUACAUGGGGCUGGACCCCCUGCCUCUCCGCGCCCACACGCGCCGCGACGUCAAGCCCGAAUGGACCCUCACCUUCACCAUGUUCAACAAGCCGCUCGAUCUGGGCAGGCCCUUCUCGCGUCCGGCAAGGCCCAAGGACAGAGCCUUCGCCAAGGGCUGGUUUGGAGCCACGCAGCCGCUGAUCGACACACCUGGCCGGGUUCGACCUCACCCCCUUGACCUGAGUUCUGGCGGGUUGCAAGACGUGAUCAAAGGUCUGGAUCGUAUGCGCAGGGGUGACGUGAGCGGGGUCAAGCUGGUCUACUCACUGAUGUGA